Molecule: messenger RNA, 2418 nt
Organism: Clarias gariepinus (North African catfish)
Lineage: Eukaryota; Metazoa; Chordata; Actinopteri; Siluriformes; Clariidae
Gene: kctd16a
Product: potassium channel tetramerization domain containing 16a
Exons: 2
Coding region: 336-1601 (421 amino acids)
Biological process (GO): protein homooligomerization; regulation of G protein-coupled receptor signaling pathway
Cellular component (GO): postsynaptic membrane; presynaptic membrane
Molecular function (GO): protein binding
Source: RefSeq, a predicted model, not a curated record
ACACACACACACAGACACACGCGCGCGCGGACCCGUUUCUGACGGAACACAUGGUGUUGCGCAGCAGAUGCGCUUUAAAAGCGAGAUGUUAGACAGAAAGGCGCGUUUUGGGAACAUGCUCGAGGCUGGAUUCUCAGCUGGACUUUAAAGCACUUUCCGGAGGAGAUUGAAGGUAAAAAUCCUUUGAUCUGAAGUGUGUGUUCUAAUUGUGUUACAUUGUAGCGUCCAGUGAUGCUGUGAUGCCUCGUUCGCAUUGCGCCGGCUCGCGCGCUGCGUUCCAUAAACCUUUAAGCAAAACUUUGUGACUUUGGAGAUCUGUGCGACACCGCAUCACAAUGGCACUGACUGAAAACUGUAGGAUUUACCAAGCUCCCAAAGACAGCGGAUCGACCCAAACUUCCGAUGUCAUAGAGCUGAACGUGGGUGGACAGGUGUACUACACCCGGCGCGCCACCCUGACCAGCAUGCCCAACUCCUUACUCGCCAAAAUGUUCGCAUCCAAAAAGGACACCUCGUCGUCAUCAUCAUCAUCAGGCGACAUGGCCCGGGACGCGCGAGGACGGUGCUUCAUCGACAGGGACGGCUUCCUAUUUCGAUACGUGCUGGACUACCUGCGGGACCGACACGUCGUCCUGCCCGAUCACUUCCCCGAAAGAGGGCGGCUGAAGCGCGAGGCGGAGUACUUCCAGCUUCCCGAGCUGGUCAAGAUCCUCAGCCCCGACGAGCUCAGGCGCGAUGAGUACCCGCACAGUGAUCUGGAUGACGCAUCCCAGUGCAGCGGGGACCAGAGGUCGUACCCGUCCUCGCACAGGCGUUACGGCUUCAUCACGGUCGCGUCCACCCGUGACGCAUGCGGCCCAGACGCGAAAGGCGGCAGGCUGCCGAAACUUUUCGUCUGCGGGAGGGUCGCCCUGGCUAAGGAGGUCUUCGGGCAGGCGCUGAGGGAAAGCAGGGAUCCCGAGAGGCCUCCCGAGCGCUACACGUCCCGCUUCGUGCUGACGUUCGGGCACGCCGAGAGGGCGUUCGACCUGCUUGCGGAGAGCGGAUUCAGGCUGGUGGCGUGCAGCUCGGCGCUCACCUCUCCAUUUUACGCAGCGCACACGGACGACAGGCAGUGGUGCAAGUGCACAGAGUACGUCUUCUACCGUGGGCCAUCAGCUUGGUCGUCCUCUCACUGCGAGUGCUGCUGCAAGAGCCAGAAGAGCGAGCGAGAGGGUGAGAGCGGCACGUCGUUCAACGAGCUCUCCACCUCCUGCUCCGAGACCCAAUCAGAGGCCAGCUCCCCGCAGGAGACGGUGAUCGCUCGUCCCGUCUCCCAGCAACACCACCACAUCCAGACGCUGGAGCGUACCAUGAAGAAAGGAGGGGCCCAGGCCAUGCAGACGGAGACGCGUCGGAGGACGGAGCUCCUGCGCACUCGUACCACAGGCCCGCGUGACCACGUGACCCCGUCCAAGAGGAAAGCUGCUAAGGAGAAGCUAACGCCUGAGCAGGAGCUGCAGAAAUGCAUUCAGGACUUCAGACGCAUUCGGAUUCCUGAACGCUUCCCGGACAGGAAGAACACGUGGCAGUCUGAUCUCCUGAGGAAGUAUCACCUGUGAAGCGAGAACAGAGGAAGAGAAGGAUGGAGGGGCAAGGAGCACGUACAGUACUGUAGGAAACACAAUCUACCUAUCAGAGCUUAAGAUCUCACGUUGAUUUGCACUUCACUCGAGCACAAUCUUACGGUCUGAUCUCCGAGCAAGCGGCAUAAUGAGCAGCAAAAGACGCAGUUAACUGUGAGUGACUCGUACAGGUUCUGUAACAAAGCACAAUUACUCGAGCUGCGAAUCAAUUUCAUGGUGUCUAAAUGAACCAGCCUUUUAAAGGACGUCCGUGAAAUGGGUUGGACACGCACUAAACGAGCACCCAUCAACAUGUUAUCAGCACACACACACACACACACACCACGAACCAGACACUUGUGGUCUCGAGUACAGGAUGUAUGCGUGAACUUAAAACAGAAAAAAAAAAAAGAAGAAAAGAAUUCUGUGUCAGAGCUGUAUGGAUUAUAUUAACACUGUUCCCUUCCCUCUUUCGCAAUUUUUAUUUGCUUAUAUGACCAACGUUCCCUGUUCCCGCUGCAUGCUUAGGCAUUACAAUUGCAAUAUAGAGUAAUCGUCUCACAUCAUAUGGAUUAGUGCUAUAUUUUAUGCAGCGCAUAAUUUGCUGAGGUUUAAGAGAAAAAAAAAACAGAAAAAAAACAUAAACAUCACAUUCAAAUGAAAAUGUAUCUAAAACAAUAGAGCAGCACAGAUUUGCUAGAUUGUUUUCUCGUCGUGAAGAUUUUUGUCCGGAAUUUUAUUUGAAGCGUAUCUGAUCUGGUUUUUCCCUCGGGGUAAGUUAUACAGUAUGAAGUUAUACAGUAUGAAUCCGUUA